Cololabis saira (Pacific saury) is the source of this 426-nucleotide messenger RNA. Its product is annotated as hereditary hemochromatosis protein homolog. Gene Ontology annotation, biological process: immune response. Gene Ontology annotation, cellular component: external side of plasma membrane. The record is from RefSeq and is a predicted model, not a curated record. NCBI's taxonomy places the organism in Eukaryota, Metazoa, Chordata, Actinopteri, Beloniformes, Belonidae.
AUGCGCUUCUCAAACAUCUACCUGCCCUUCUGUGCCCGGACUCUGCAACACCUGCUGGAGAUCAACAAGCACCUGGUGAUGCGUCGUGUUCGACCUCGACUACGCCUCCUAUCACAGCCGGGGGGGAAGGGGGAGAUCACCUGUCUGGCCACAGACUUCUACCCUCGCCACAUCAACCUGACGCUGCUGCGGGACGGUGAACCCGUGGACGAGGAGGAAAUGACCGUUGGCUCGGUGCUGCCCAACGGCAACGGUCUCUACCAGCUGAGGAAGACGCUGGUGGUGGAUGAAGAGGAGCUGCAGAGGAAGUACAAGUACACCUGUGCAGCGUCUCACCUGAGUCUGGACAACCGGCUGGACGUGAGCUGGAGGGCGGAGUCUUUCCGCUCAUUCAGAGUCCACGUCAUCUCUGCUCCGUCGUCCUGA